Messenger RNA from Oryzias latipes (Japanese medaka), 2249 nucleotides. RefSeq names its product midnolin-A. Gene Ontology annotation, cellular component: nucleus. Lineage: Eukaryota; Metazoa; Chordata; Actinopteri; Beloniformes; Adrianichthyidae. The record is from RefSeq and is a predicted model, not a curated record.
AACAGUGAUUUGUUCUUCAGUUUUCAUUAUUUAGAUCCUAUUUUAGGAAGUUAGAAAGAUUUUAUACUUUAGCAAGAAAUCUAACUUCAUCAUAUAUCUUUCUGUAUUUUUUUUUUUAGUAAAAGUUUAAUUUUAAACAUCAUAAAAGGACAUCCAAAAAACAGCAAUCUGCGUUGAGGUGAGCAUAGCACAAACCGGGGUGGAGUCAAGUUAGUGUGAGAUGGGAGGGUUGGAGUUUAUGAUUGGACGAGCGAGACCCAGUUUUUGGUGUGGCUUUUGCUGAUUGGCUGAUCACGCCUGCGUGGGCGGGGCUUCCUCCUUGACUUUACUACGCUGGUGGAGCUUCUGCUAAAGACGGACCGUAAAUGUUUUCUGCAUCCUUUGUUUGGUUUCUUGGAGGUUAACACGGCGGAUGAGGCGGAGCAGAGUCGAAGAAUAAAACAGAAAAACAAUCCCAGCAGCUAGAAUAAGUUUUUUUUUAACCGAUAAGAGCCACAAGUCCAGGACAGAAGCAGCAUCGGACCCCCUCGCUUCUUCACCUCCUUCCCCCUCCUCCUCCUCCUCCUGUGAGAAUCCGAUACGGUUGUUCAUUACCCCGACAGCCAGCAGCUCUGAUUAUCCCCCCCACCCCACCCAAAGAGAGACUGUGGAGGACACGCAUCCACGAACACGAAUCCCACUCAUGCAUAGAGACAGACAGAGCUCAUCAGACUGAGAGGACACCAACAUGGAUGCACUGGAGAGUUUAUCAGACACACAGAUGGAGGACUUCCUUUCUGGACGCUCCUCCCUGACCCUCACGCUUGGACUUGGUGCCCACACCAUGCAUGUGCAGCUGCAGCUGUCUGCGCAGGAUGUGAAGAAGCUGCAGCAGGACAGGGAUUCAAAGCCGCUGUGUGGCUCUGAACUCAAAACUGACGCUCCGACAUCUGACAGCGCCCAUUCCUCCUUUAGAGGAUCCAGUACCUCACAGACUUCCUCUCCAGCUCUGCUCCAGACUGACCUCACAUCCUCUGUCCAGAGUACUCAGAGACUCAAGCGUACCGUGAACCCAACAAAUCGAGUUCCACCUGGGAACCUUUGUGGUCCCUCAUCUGAGGUUCAGUCCCACUCUGCGCCCUCGCUACCUUCAGCGUUUCCAUUUGCCAGCUGUCCGGCUGGAAAUGCUCCAGUCUGCUCUGCUGGACACGGCGGCUCGGACCCGAGGCCUCAGAGCCCGAGACCAGCCUCCACGGUGUCAGAGGUGGGUGUUAAUGGGAUGGAGUCUCAGCCGUCAGGGGCAGUCAUAGAAAGCUUGGUGAAUGAUUGUCCAGGUGUCGUCUCUGGGACUUUUUCAGGGACUCUGUCGUCUUGCAGUCAGAGUCAUCCUCGACGUGGCGUCGCCAUCAUUCUUCAAAUCCUCAACGAUCUCCUCAUAGCAGCCCACCGACACCAGAGGGCUCUAACUCCUCCUUUUCCUCCCAGCUCUGCGGUCGGCCAACUCACCACAGAGGAGGCCCGCAAGAAAAGAAGGAGGCUGCCGACAAAGAAGAGAGUGUGUCACCAUGGCGAUGAAAGCCGACCGCUUAACUCUGUAGCAGAAGAAAACCAAACCAUGCAUUGUAAGCUAGAACGCCUCCAGCUUUUGAUGCGACAGAGGCGUCUUCGCAGAAGAACUCGCCAGAACUCUCAUCUCAACCAAACUACUUGUUGGUAUCAGCAUCAGCGCUCCUAACCUUCUGGAAGGGGAAGGUCCUCUCACUGUGCUGAGCUCAAAUAAAGAGGUCAUUUAGUGUCGCACAUUUCUGUCUCUGGUCCAAUAGUUCCCAAUGUGUGUCUUUGUUUGUAACCCAGGCUGGAAAUAUAUUUAAAAAACACUGAACUGAGACUUAAAUUUAGGCCUUAAAUAUGUUUGAUGCAUUGGAAAUAAUCUAGAAAAUGUUUUUUAUACACUGUCAUCUCAGUAAAACUACAACUGUUGUGUCUUUGUGGGUUUGUAGUAAAGCCUUAGAGUUGUUGUAGUCUGGUUCCUCUGAAAUAAUGUUUUCUCAAAGGUCAUAGUAUUAGUUGUCCUUGAGUCUACACAAAUCUUAACGUUUACAACUGUGUCUGAAAAAAGAAAACUUUUGUGUUUAUGCAUUUUUUUAUGCUAUUGCCUUAAAUGUUUCUGUUUUCAUGUACACUAUGGGUUUUCUCUGGGUAUCCCUUUAAAAUGAUAUAAACAUUCAAAAGGUAGGCAAAUAAUGAAUAAAAAUAAAAGAAAACUGGAA